Sesamum indicum (sesame) is the source of this 2175-nucleotide messenger RNA. Its product is annotated as CDPK-related protein kinase. The record is from RefSeq and is a predicted model, not a curated record. Gene Ontology annotation, biological process: protein phosphorylation. Gene Ontology annotation, molecular function: ATP binding; protein kinase activity. NCBI's taxonomy places the organism in Eukaryota, Viridiplantae, Streptophyta, Magnoliopsida, Lamiales, Pedaliaceae.
CGGAAACCCAACCCUUACGCCCGUAGAGAUGCCCCGGAGCCGCCAGAAAACAACCCACCUCCUCAAACGCCGCUCACGACUCCGCGGCGGCGCCCGUUUCCUCCGCCGUCGCCUGCGAAGCAUUUGAAGGCAGUGCUUUUGAGGACGCACGCCGCGGUGAAGCCUAGCGCUGGAGCGAUAAAGGAGGGGGAGGAGGAAGAACCGGAGCUCGAUAAGAGUUUUGGGUUCUCGAACAAGUUCGGGAGCAGGUUUCAAGUUGGGGAGGAGGUGGGACGGGGGCAUUUUGGGUAUACCUGCUCCGCCAUUGCCAGGAAGGGUGAACUUCAAGGCCGGAAAGUCGCAGUAAAGAUCAUUCCCAAGUCCAAGAUGACAACAGCUAUCGCUAUUGAAGACGUUAGAAGAGAGGUUAAGAUACUGCGUGCCUUGACAGGACAUCCCAAUAUCGUACAGCUUUAUGAUGCAUUUGAAGAUGCUGACAAUGUCUAUAUAGUAAUGGAGUUGUGUGAAGGGGGAGAGCUCCUAGAUAGGAUACUGGCAAGAGGUGGGAAAUUUUCUGAAGAUUAUGCAAAGGCUGUCAUCAUACAGAUUCUGAAUGCUGUAGCUUUUUGCCAUCUCCAGGGCGUGGUGCACCGGGAUAUUAAACCAGAGAAUUUUCUAUUUACCUGCAAAGAUGAAAGUUCCCAGUUGAAAGCUAUUGAUUUCGGAUUAUCAGAUUUUGUCAGGCCAGAUCAAAAGUUUACCGAUGUUGUUGGAAGUGCAUAUUAUGUCGCACCUGAAGUUUUGCGCAGGUUAUAUGGUGCAGAGGCUGAUGUAUGGAGUAUCGGUGUUAUCGCAUAUAUUCUUUUAUGUGGUGGCCGCCCAUUUUGGGCUAGAACGGAGUCUGGCCUUUUUAGGGCUGUUUUGAAAGCUAAUCCAAGCUUUGAUGAAAAUCCUUGGCCAUCAUUAUCUCCUGAGUCGAAGAACUUUGUCAGCCGCCUAUUAGAUGAAGAUCCUAGCCGGAGAAUAUCAGCUGCUCAGGCUCUGUGUCAUCCAUGGGUUCAGAAUCACAACAAAGUAAAACUCACACUUGAUAUUCUUGUAUUCAGACUCAUGAAAGCCUACAUGCGGUCAUCAUCUUUGCGUAAGGCUGCCUUAGGGGCUUUGUCCAAGACAUUGACAGUAGAUGAACUCUUUUAUAUAAAGCAGCAAUUCGCAUUGAUGCUUCCAGAUGAAAACGGAGGCAUAUCUUUAGAGACCAUAAAAAUGGCGCUGAAGAAAAAUGCGACAGGUGCUGCUGAGGAGUCUCACUUUCUGGAUCUCCUCAACCCUCUAAAUGCACUCCAAUUUAGAAGGAUGUAUUUUGAAGAGUUCUGUGCAGCUGCGCUGAGUGUCGGUCAACUAGAGGCACUCGACUGUUGGGAAAAACGUGCUCGCUGUGCAUAUGAGAUAUUUGAGAAAGACGGAAACAGGGUUAUCUUCAUUGAAGAAUUAGUAUCAGAACUUGCACUUAGUCCUUCGCUGCCAUUCCAUACUGUUCUUCAAGAGUGGAUAAGGCAGAGUGAUGGGAAGCUGACAUUGCCAGGUUUUGUGAAACUGUUGCGCGGGAAAUCCACCCGAGCAGCGUCAAAGAUACCGUGACUGUGUUUGAGAUGACAUAGAUUGGAUAAACAGCCACAGGAGUUGAGUAAUACAACCCCAUUAUAAUUUUUCUUCUGUAUUCUUGGUGAAGAAGCAGAAGACAUGCCAAUGGCAGGAUUCAAGAGUUCCAAUUUACGCCAAAAAGAGCCGAUCGAGUUGUGCUGGACAAUCAACAACAGGAGAACCAGUCAAGUGAAUAUUGGAAAGAAAAAUGACCUAUGCUCCAACCACGGGCUGAUGAACGGGCUCAAUUAAUUAAAUGUUUUCAGUAAAGAAUAUACUUUAAUAAAUAAAAUAUAGGACUGAGAAUUCUAUCAUAGUCCAUUCGAGGAAUUAGACUAUCAUUCAUCAAGGAUAUCAUAGCCUGAGAAAGAGUCGGGAAACAUACUAUAGGAUAUAUGGCCCUCCCCAGUAGAGAAUGUUUGUCAGAGCUCUUUGUUAGUCGGGAAACAUACUAUAGGAUAUCAAUGUUUUAUGAAUAGAGAGGAUAUGCAUAUCCAAAGGGAGUACCGGACAACUCAUUUUCUUUGUCGUUAUAUAAAGAACUACCACUGGCAG